Zerene cesonia (dogface butterfly) is the source of this 658-nucleotide messenger RNA. Its product is annotated as protein lethal(2)essential for life-like. The transcript has a single exon. The coding region runs from base 94 to 630 and encodes 178 amino acids. Gene Ontology annotation, biological process: protein refolding; response to heat. Gene Ontology annotation, molecular function: protein folding chaperone. The record is from RefSeq and is a predicted model, not a curated record. NCBI's taxonomy places the organism in Eukaryota, Metazoa, Arthropoda, Insecta, Lepidoptera, Pieridae.
UCGAAGUGCGAAGUUCUCUGCGCUCGGAGUUAACUCUGCGAUUUUCGUUGUUUUCAUUCAACUGUGUUAAUAAAGUCGUAAUAUUUGGUAACCAUGUCACUCAUUCCUUACGUAUUCGCUGACUGGCCAUACCGUCCUAGCCGUCUUCUUGACCAGGACUUCGGUUUGGCGCUGACGCCUGACGAUAUGCUAACGGCCGUCGCUGCUCCAUUAGUGUCGCGGGACUACUUCCGUCCUUGGAGGCAGUUAGCCGCUGCUGCAAGGGACGUCGGAUCCAGCAUUAAAGCGGACAAGGACAAAUUCCAGGUCAACCUUGACGUUCAGCAUUUCUCACCUGAAGAAAUCUCUGUGAAGACCACCGACGGCUACAUCAUAGUUGAAGGCAAGCAUGAAGAGAAGAAAGACGAGCAUGGAUACAUUUCCAGGCAGUUCGUAAGGAGAUACGCUUUACCUGAUGGCUGUAGGGCGGAUGCUGUGGAAUCUCGCUUAUCUUCUGACGGUGUUCUGACUAUCACAGCGCCUCGUCAACCAGCCAUCUCGAAGAACGAAAGAUCUGUCCCCAUUCAACACACCGGCCCCGUAAAAAAGGAAAUCAAAGAUGCGUCCAAUCAAGAAAUUAAAGAAAAGUAAAUUAAUAUUAUAUAAUUUCAUUGUAUGA